Hypoxylon fragiforme is the source of this 2201-nucleotide messenger RNA. RefSeq names its product CBF/Mak21 family-domain-containing protein. The record is from RefSeq and is a predicted model, not a curated record. NCBI's taxonomy places the organism in Eukaryota, Fungi, Ascomycota, Sordariomycetes, Xylariales, Hypoxylaceae. Gene Ontology annotation, biological process: ribosome biogenesis. The transcript has 3 exons. The coding region runs from base 112 to 1743 and encodes 543 amino acids. Gene Ontology annotation, cellular component: nucleolus; small-subunit processome; Noc4p-Nop14p complex.
CAGCCUUGUAGUAAUCUUUCUCAAGGCUGUUUUUUUUGUUAAUCCUCAUUUAACUUUUUUUUAUUUCUUGCCUCAUUCCUCAUUUCGAUCACCACAACCAAUCGUGCGAAAAUGCCCAGCACAGUUGGCGAAGAUUCCUUAAAAAGGAAGCGAUCGAAAACGGCUUCUGACAAGGUUCAUAAACGUGCCAAAGCAGAAAGUAAUGAUACCGACGAUGAUCCCCAAGCCGAAAUUCUGCUUCUUGAAAAUGCGAUCCUCGAGUCUAAAAAGAACUACAAUAGCAUAACGACCCUUCUUGAACUUGCGCAAAAAGACAGCGAUGAUGAUUCUACUCAACUGGCCCUGGUCUCAUUGUGCAGAGUGUUUCUUCGUCUACUCGCAGCGGGAAAUUUGGCUAGGCAGGAAGGACAGGCAGAAAAGGAUCUCGUAGUCAUACAAUGGCUGAGGAAAACUUUUGGCGGCUACAAGCAAACUAUCGUCGAUGCGCUAGGUCAUGAGAACUCUGCAUCGACCGCUUUGACCCUGGCUAUGCGUAUCCUGCAAGCCGAAGGUCAAUAUAUGACUGAUAAGGGUGAAUCCAGUUUCCCCAAGGCUUUCUUGAAGGAUAUAGUGGAUGCGCUUGUUCGCUGCGAUGAUGAAGAUAUUCGACAAGAGUUUUGUGAAAAGUUCUUAGGCGAGUACGCCGAUAUACGAUUCUAUACUUUUAAGGCACUCCAGGAUGUUCUUUCAUUAGAUCCCGAGGAAAACCUCGAAGGGAGCUUUUUUGAUAAUGCCUUCGACUUGUUGUCCUUCUUCGAGGAUGUUCCAAGUUCUACAGAAGAUAUGGGCGAACUUUACGUUAAAGUACCCAAAAAGAAAGCCAAUCUAGUUAUGUCCUUGAAUCAGCAAAAGAGACAAGCCCAGGAAGCGUGGCUAGCACUGCUAAAACUUGGACCCAACCGGGAGCGACGGAAGAAGGUGUUACAGAUCAUAACUAGAUCUAUAGCCCCGUGGUUUACCAAGCCAGAGCUUCUAAUGGACUUCUUAACGGAUUCGUACAACGCCGGAGGCGCCACCUCCCUGCUGGCCCUGUCAGGAGUCUUCUAUCUGAUACAGGAACGGAAUCUAGAUUACCCGUUAUUUUAUCGGAAACUCUACUCAUUACUAGAUGCGAAUAUCCUUCAUUCAAAGCAUCGAUCCAAGUUUUUCCGCUUAUUAGACACGUUCCUCUCUUCGACGCAUCUUCCCGCCGUCCUGGUCGCAAGUUUCAUCAAGCGAAUGACGAGAUUGUGCCUCAAUGCCCCCCCUGCCGCUAUCGUUGUAGUGAUACCCUGGGUUUAUAAUCUCUUCAAAAAACAUCCGCUUUGCACAUUUAUGAUGCACCGUGUACCGCGGACUCCGGAAGAGAAGAAGGUUUUGGAAAAUGAAGGAAUGGAAGACCCUUUCAUUGCCGACGAAGAAGAUCCAAUGGAAACGCGCGCGAUUGAUAGCUGCUUGUGGGAGGUUGUUCAGCUCCAGUCGCACUAUCACCCGAACGUUGCGACCAUUGCGAAAAUAAUAUCGGAGCAAUUCACCAAGCAGUCCUACAACAUCGAGGAUUUCCUAGACCACUCGUAUAGUAGCUUACUCGAUGCGGAGCUAUCAAAACAGGUCAAGAAGGCACCUGUUGUGGAGUUCAUGAUUCCCAAGAAGGUAUUUCUACCGCAGGAUCUAACUUCGGAAGCUGAGGACAAACUUCUAGCUAAGUUCUGGGACUUCCAGUGAUCGCCAUUCAGAUCUUUGGUAUAGUCCAGGUAUACGCGUCAGGUAAACAGGGAAUCCUCGGUAAUCAGCCUUCAAAGGUUUACGAGUUGGAGGUUACUGCGGCUGUUGGUCCGAUGUUGCUUACGGCUAUCCCUUUCCUCGUAGCCUGGCGUGGGUCGACGCCAAAGGAAUGGGUUCGUCUUGUUGCGAAGCCACUCACCGCCCCGAUUAAAUACAAUCUAUCGUCGCGGACUCUAUUUUCGGAUCAAGGCUGCGAAGAAUUGCUUAGGGCCUUCCUUGUACUUGUCUACGGUUCCUUGCAACUUCGUGCUACAACGGCAGUAUUAAUUUAGUACGCCGAUGCAAGGUACGAGUUGACAACCUGCUGCGCAUCGUUCGAUUCUGGAACUUGCUUCGACGCGCAGCCUCAAGCCCCUCUACCUUGCCCUACGUAACGCGGGGUGGGGAAAUAACUAUUU